Messenger RNA from Rhodofomes roseus, 1732 nucleotides. RefSeq names its product NCS cytosine-purine permease. The transcript is spliced from 10 exons. The record is from RefSeq and is a predicted model, not a curated record. Lineage: Eukaryota; Fungi; Basidiomycota; Agaricomycetes; Polyporales; Fomitopsidaceae. Gene Ontology annotation, cellular component: plasma membrane. Gene Ontology annotation, molecular function: transmembrane transporter activity. Gene Ontology annotation, biological process: transmembrane transport. Bases 212 to 1705 code for a protein of 497 amino acids.
CAUAGGUGGUGGAGAAUCUGACACUCGUGAGUAGCGAAUAGAGUUUGUCGGAAUCUGGGGCAUCAAGGUGCCCUCAUCCGGCCUUGUCUCCGGAGCUAUGUAUAUAGUUCUCCAACCGCAUGCUUAUCGCAUCCCGCACUGCUUGUCCAGGACUACACCCCACGUAUUUCUGCUGGACGGCUGCUGGACGCAAGUAUAACGAACGGCUUCAAUGAGCCAGGAGAAAUUUGACCCUGUGGCGGAUUCGGAGAGGGACGCCGGGUCGCUCGUGGGGGAUUUGCACAACCAUCAGUUAUUCGCGAAGACCCGGUGGAGGCAGCAGUUGUUGAAAUGGGGAGUGGAGGAACGAGGCAUCGUCCCCGUCGCCCCGGAGGACCGAACGGAUAGACAUUACAGCAAGGUCUUCUUCGUUUUCUUCUCCGCGAACUUCAACAUCCUCUCAUUCUCGGCGGGUACGCUGGGGCCCAUUGCAUACGGUCUCGGGCUUCGAGACACAUGCCUAGUCAUCCUCUUUAUCAACCUCCUCACGAACAUCCCUCCAGCGUAUCUCGCAACGUUUGGUCCGAGGCUAGGGCUCCGGCAGAUGUGCCAAGCACGUUACAGUUUCGGUUACUUCGGCGUUAUCAUUAUGAGCAUCUUGGGUAUGGCGACGGGCAUGGGGUAUAACAUUCUGAACUGUAUUCUUGGAGGCCAGACAUUAUCAAGUGUAUCGAAUGGAAACCUUACUUGGACUGUUGGGAUCGUAAUCAUUGCUAUAAUUUCACUCUUUGUUUCUUUCUGCGGCUACAAAGUCCUCGUAUGGUACGAGCGACUCAUGUGGAUACCAGUGCUAGUUGCAUACGUCGUCGCUGCCGGGCUUGGCGGCAAACACCUCAUAAACCCUCCUCCGGCAGAACCAGCGACUGCUGCCGCCAUCCUGAGCUUCGCCUCGGUCAUCGCGGGCUUCGUGAUAAGCUAUGCGCCCAUAAGCUCGGACUACACGUUAUACUACACGCCAGACGUCCCAGCUUGGAAGGUAUUCACGUACACCUAUCUCGGUCUCAACGUCCCCAUCAUCCUCCUGCAAUGUCUCGGCGCCUCGUUCACCGUUGCCGCGUCCGCGGUGCCCGCGUGGAACGACGGGUACAACAACGGGAACGUCGGCGGGCUGCUCGAGGCGAUCCUCAGCCCCGUCGGGAACUUCGGCAAGUUCCUGACAGUGAUGCUCGCUUUGAGCGCGACGGGCAACAUCGCGAUCACGCUCUACUCGUUCUGCAUGUCCUUCCAGGUGUUCAUCCCGCAGGCCAUGUACGUGCCGCGAUACUUCUUCUCCGUCCUCGCCAUAGCGAUCAUCAUCCCGCUCUCAAUCGUGGGCCAGCACAAGUUCUACGACGCACUCAGCAACUUCCUCGGCCUGAUCGGCUACUGGUCGAGCGCGUUCUGUGCUGUCGUCAUCGUCGAGCACCUCGUCAUCCGCCGAGGCGACUUCGCCCUCUACGACCUGCGCUACUGGAACGACUACCGCCGGCUCCCGCUCGGGCUCGCGGCCAUCGGCGCGUGCCUCCUCGCGUGCGGCCUGAUCGUGCCGUCGAUGGACCAGGUGUGGUUCAUCGGCCCGUUCGCGAAGACGACGGGGGACAUUGGGUUCGAGUUGGCGUUCGUGGCGACGGCGCUGUUCUACGUCCCGCUGAGGCUGGUGGAGUUGCGGUUUAGGAGGCUGGUGUGAUUGUCUCGCGUCGUCAAGAAGGCUCCG